Messenger RNA from Malurus melanocephalus (red-backed fairy wren), 7194 nucleotides. It is a transcript of the gene PCGF5, whose product is annotated as polycomb group ring finger 5. Gene Ontology annotation, biological process: regulation of transcription by RNA polymerase II. The record is from RefSeq and is a predicted model, not a curated record. The coding region runs from base 410 to 1180 and encodes 256 amino acids. The transcript has 11 exons. Gene Ontology annotation, cellular component: PRC1 complex. NCBI's taxonomy places the organism in Eukaryota, Metazoa, Chordata, Aves, Passeriformes, Maluridae.
UCCCCCGCCCGCCUGCCCGCCCAGCCGGCGCCGCCCGCGCUGCCACACGCACCCACUCCCGCACACGCCCGCGGGUGCCCGUGGCCUCUGCAGGGGAAGGAACUGAUCGAAAUCCAAAUAGAAGAUAAAUUUUGGACUAAGAAGAAAAAUCUGUGUGUGCUGAAAAGAAAUCACAAAGGAUUGUUGAGAAGAAUCUAGAGUACAAGUUCUGGUAGGAGGAUGACUCGCCUGGCACAGGAGCAGGAGUUAUGAGCCAUGCCUCAGUGAGACCUGCGGAAUUAAGAUCAAAUGCCUGGAGAAGUCCACUUGCACAGAGCAGCGCCACAGCUCUUGUGAACUGUGGACAUCGACGCCUCUCAGACUUGCUUCUCUGGCCCCAAGCACUCUGCUGGCGAUUCCUGCCCUACGAAUGGCUACUCAGAGGAAGCACUUGGUGAAAGAUUUCAAUCCUCAUAUCACCUGCUAUAUCUGUAAAGGCUAUCUCAUCAAGCCAACUACAGUAACAGAGUGCCUCCAUACCUUUUGUAAAACUUGUAUUGUUCAACACUUUGAAGAAAGCAAUGACUGUCCCAGGUGUGGCAACCAAGUGCAUGAGACCAAUCCACUAGAAAUGUUAAGGCUGGAUAACACCUUAGAGGAAAUUAUAUUUAAGUUGGUGCCUGGACUUCGAGAACAGGAACUGCAGCGAGAGAUUGAAUUUUGGAAGAAAAACAAACCUCAAGAAAAUGGACAAGAUGAAAGUCCAAAAGCUGAUAAACCCAAAGUAGAUGAGGAGUGUGAUGAAAAUGAAGAAGAUAAAGACUAUCACAGGAGUGACCCACAGAUUGCAAUCUGCCUCGAUUGUUUACGCAACAAUGGGCAGUCAGGAGAUAAUGUCGUCAAAGGUUUAAUGAAGAAAUUUAUCCGCUGUUCUACUCGAGUGACUGUGGGAACUAUCAAAAAGUUUCUCAGCUUAAAAUUAAAACUUCCAAGUUCCUAUGAGCUGGAUGUACUAUGCAACGGAGAAAUCAUGGGGAAGGAUCAUACUAUGGAAUUCAUCUACAUGACAAGAUGGAGACUAAGAGGCGAAAACUUUCGGUGUCAGAACUGCUCAUCUUCGCAAGUCUGCUCACAGGAUGGCACUUUGUAUCAGUCUUAUCCUAUGGUACUUCAGUAUCGACCUAGAAUUGACUUCGGUUAGACCAAAGGGCCAGAUCCCACUGAGAUGAAUCCUGCACUAUUUGUUUACCCAUCGACAGAUUGCACAAUGAAUGGAUGUGCCUGGACUGGGGGGACACAGCCAGAAUUUCAGCAUGCAAAUAAGGACAUUGUCUUUCUUAAAAUUGUCAGUUGCAUCUCUGUUGUUUCUAUUAGAGUAAGCCAAGUGCCAUUCUGCUACUGAAAUGUGCAUAAGAUAUUUGUGWAUCUUAAGAGUGUGCUGCAAAUCAUAGCCAAAAUCAUGAAGUGUACCGUCAAGAUUCAAAAACUAUGGAAUAUUUUUGCUUGUGUGUUAGAAACUUUUUCUGGUCCUAAUAUUGAUUACACUAGCAAAAUGGCAGAGUGUUCAUUCCAUGUGGUGUUGCAGUUUCACACACUUACUAUUUUACUUAAUAUUGUUGUUUAAAUCAUAGAGUACUGUAAAAAUAACUAAGGAUUAUACUUUGACAAUAUUUUGUAUAGAAACUAUAUUUAGAAAAGUGGUGUUUGGGCCACUACCUUUUCCUUGAUAAUGUUCUCAUGGGUCCAGGUAUAGCUCACUCAUGAGUGUGCAACAGUCCUUUUGCAGUGAAUGAAGAUUAAUUACUCUGGACAAGAGAUGUAGACCAUGAUAAUUCAAAAUAGUAAUUUUAAAUCUUCUAAAUAGAUUCUGCUAACAUUGCUUAAAAGCAUUGCAGCCUUUGUGAUUGCACUUUUCUAUGGUUUCCCUAAAGUUUGGAAUUUGGGAUACCAGCUAUUUAUGGAAAAAAUGGCUUCUGGUCAGAUUACAUUUCUUCUAACAAAGCCUCCUUAAAAAUGAAGCUAAAAUAAUAUAAAUAUCUAUGGAACAAAUAAAUUCCACUACAAAAGUAUGACCAAGGCAAAAUUUUACACAAUUAUUAAUUCUCAUAAUAAACAUUUUAUUUUAAGAUUGAAUAGAGGUCUGUAAUAUGCUAAGACAAAAAUAAUAUAUAGCUUUAAUAACCUACUGUAUCUCAUGUGAUUAUCUGGAGUUUAGAAUUCAUUACAGAAAUUUUCAUUAGUUAAAGUCACAUCAUCAAACUAUUUCCAUAAAAUUAGAGGUAAUGCAAUACUGAAGAUAAGCAGUCUGACCAAAAUAAUUGUUCAGGUCAUCUUUUUUUUCCUAGGACCUGGUAGCGCUGGAUAAAAAGUGAUUGUUGCCUUAGGUAUUGCAAGCAUAAUGGUUCUAGUAUGGGAUGUUUAUUGGGGUUUUUGGUAACGUUGCAGGGAAGAUUAGCAAUGUAUAUGUUUUCAGUCUUCCAUUGUCUUUGCUUAAAAGUCAGUUGAGUUUUUCUGAUCAGAUUCUCUGGAGAUACUUAUAGUUUAGUCACGUUAUGUAAUUUCUACUUAAUACAUGCCUGCUAGUGUUGUAGAUAGCUAUUUUCUUUCUUUUUGCCUUUUGAAUACAGCAUAAAGGAACCAAAUCAAUUUUUUCACAAGCUACUGUAGAGUGAACUGAUCAUUCUUAGACAAAGUGAAAAUUCUUUCUUGGGAUCAAUUCAAAAGGUAGAUGCAAGGCUGUAAUUCCUUUGUAAGCUUAUGUUCAUGUACAGUAGUAAGUUCUGUAGGAGAAAUAAGCAYGUUGUGGAUUAGGCCUGGCCCCUAUAAUGCUGUUUGGAGUUCUUGCACUGUUGACUCGAGGAAUCAUAUGCAGGGUUGAAUUCUACCAUUGCACUCCAAAGCCCAUAGGUUGUGCAGAAAUCACGGUGCUGUCRGUAGCAGUCUGUUUAGGAACCCUGCCAUUGCAGGUCAACGUUGCACAUAUUGUGCAGGUGCCAGGGGAACUGGGGAAGAAAAGCUUCUAGGAAGAAGCUGCUGCCCCUUUCUGCAGGCACAGUGUGCUGGCCCACACAGACUUUUGGUUUGCCCAAAAGUGGGCAGGGGUGCACAUGCUGGCCACAGGGGGCAGACAGCCUUUUGCCCACCCAGUCUGUGAUGUGCUACUUGACAGACAGCAGAUGCUCCAUGGAGGGAGARCCCUUCUCUGCAGAGUCUAUAGGGAAAAAUAGAUUCUUUGUCUAUGUAGAGGUCCUCCUCAUGGAGUAGUUCGGAAAAGCAGAGCAUGCUUUCUGAUUGAAAAUCAUUCUUCUCUUUAGUACAUACAAUUGUUUUGUACAGUAGAAAUAGGAUAUUAUUUGUAAAUAUUUACAUGCACAUACAAAUUACACCUUACAGUUUUUUAUAUAUUUCACUUGUUUUUAUACUAGAAUUUUCACUGUAGAUUUGCUUGACAUAAAACACCUGUUUCAGUUUAUCAUGAAGCUAAUGCUAGGAUGCUUAAGCAUAAUUUCCACUUGGYUCAGGGCACAAUUUUUUUCUCAGCAAUUGUGUUUGCUGUUUUGACAAAUUUGAACAGACAUGUUUUGAAAAGACAGGAACAUAUAAAUUUUAAUCCAUCCACCUAACAGGACCCUUGGAACAGCACUAUUUUGCAUUGGCUUUGGAAUGGCAACUAAUCGAAGCUUUCUUUGACUGAUAACUUCCUGUGUUCAUAAUUCAGAGAACCAUUAAUUUUCUCUGUCAGAGUUGGACAUUGGUUUUKAUUCCUGGUAUUUUCUUGAUGCAAGUUAAAGCUAGAUUACAGAAGGCAAAUCUUCAUUUUAAGCAUGGAAAAUACUGACAGAUCUGAAUCGAUGUUCCCAGCUGAGAAUGGUGGCAUUAAAAGCAUAUGAACCAACCACCUACACUUUAUGCAUUUCUGAUUUGAUGGCACAGUGCCUGAGUGCUGCUAUAAUUUAAUAGUUUUUGUAAAAGUGAAGUGCCAGUGAAAUACAUAUCUUAACUGGGCAACUUGUGUACCAUAGGCAUUGCCUUCUUUACAGGAAAUUUCUCUCAUAUAGUACAUAUGUGCCAUGUCUCUGCAGAUACACAUGUUUAAUUCAUUUGUGCCAAUUAAGAGUAUCUGAGCACCAUAGGAAGAKGAGAAUGCGUGUGCAGAUUCCUGUGUGCCAAAGAUGGGGUAAAGUGAAAYGAGUACCUAAGCAUUCCCUUCAGACUGCACCAUAUGCCAUGCUAGAGCAGAUACGUGGAUGGAGUCACACUUUCUGAGCAUUUCCAUGACAAAGUGUCACCACUGCGUGCUUGUAAAGCAUAGAAUAUAAAACAAGUGUUGCUGCCACUGUGUUCCUAUGACUUUCCCAUAUUAGCAGUAUCCUAUGGCAGAGAGACCUAAAAAACUCUGCACUACUGCCUAACCUUGCUGUCUCUUCUUUAGCACUUUUGGUGCCRAUUGUUUUUUUUCCCCUAGAAGUGAAAAACUCAUUAAUGAAAAUCAUAAACAGCUUUUUGUUGAGCAUAGCUGACUGCUGCRCUUGUCUAGUACCAAGCUGUAAACUAGAAUUUAGAAACAUAAUCCUGUAAUAUCUCAAACAAUGCGGAAUUUGGUGAUUAAUCAAGAAAUAUAUCUUCCAUGAUGCAUUACUACGCUCCUGGUAGCUAAGGACCUAGUCCUAUGAAGCUUUUUUGUAAUGAAAUACCAAAUGAGAUUGCUAAAAUAAUUGAAGUGACUCAUCACUAUAGUAGAUAUUAUUCACAUGAAAGCUUUUUGGAAUUUGGGUCCUAGGAGUAUGCAGUGCUAGAAGUAUUGUGCAUACUCAGCUAGCUUGCAGUUGUGCAAAAAAAGUUUAUAAAGGUAUUAUCUUGGCUUUACUGAAAAUAUUGUACAAAGUGAAGUGCCUGAUUACUAAUACAGAAUACCUUUUGAGCCCAUUAUUUGCAUUUGACAGGGUAAUACUUGCUUCUGUAUUUUAUCUAUGGUCUUAAUAUUUUCAGCAAGAAUAUAUCAUAAACAUACUGUAUUGGGAAACUUUCAUGGGGAAAAAAGGAUAAAAAGUGUUCUUUUAGAUAAUUUAAAUCAAUCCCCCAUCUCAUUAGAAAUKAUAUUAAAAUAAGUACUUUUACAUGGAAAGUAUUCCAUUUUCUGCAUGAGGAACCCUUUAAUUCUGGUUCUUGGUCUCUUUCUCUCCAUAAGUUUCAACAACUUGACUUUUCUGCUGUUAUCAYAGUUCUAGUGUAUCUGCUGCAGAARAGGGAUUGAUACCAUUCCAUUUAGAUACAAGCUAAGCUCUUACUGCAGACAAAGUAAUGGUCUAGAGUUUCAUCUCAUCUCUCCCAUGUAUACCUAUUAUACAUGACUUUGAGAGAGAAAUAAACAAUUUUUCCUUUUCUGCUGUUUUCUGAAAUAACAAAAUAGGCCAUGGCUUAGUUAUUUAAUUGAACCAAUCACUGUAUUGUUUGUGGGUUUUUUACAUUUGCAUGUAACUGAAGACAACAAGAGGCAUUCAUUCACUCAAAAAAAAUAUCAUUCUUGGAAGGACUUGCAACAAAAGGAAUAGCAUCCACCUYAGCCAGAUACUAAUAGCAUCCACCUCAGAUACUAUGUCUGGUAGAAAUACUAGAGAACAGAUAUCUGUUCAAAACCAGUGUUAGGUAUCUUAAUAAAUAGAUUAAGCCUUGAUUAUAGAGGGGCUACAUAGAAUAUUGAUCAACUGCAUUCACUGAUCAGACUCAUUUUUGUCCUGGAAAAGUGCAAAGGCAGUUAAGACUUACAUUUUUAUCCAAGAGCUUGGUCCAGUUUCUUCACUUAAUCKGGCAGAUUGAAGGCAUCUCUUGGCUUGCUACAAAAAUGCAUUUAUCAUGCUGCGUAUUCCCCUCUCAUUUUACUUCAUGCUUUKUUAUCUUAUUAUUUUUCUCAGUUAAAAUGUCUAAACAGGUACAGUGUCUGCUGUAAUUAAUUCUAGGUUCUUGCACAUCUUAUGGCCAUUCCCAUACCCCACCCCAUUUCCUACCCAAUAAGUCAAAACAUUAAGGACUUGUAAAGGUGAAAUUGCACAUGAGGUGUCAGCUCACAGGUUUCAUUUAUCAGGCAGCUCUCAUGGAUUUCAGCAACAUUUUCACAGUUCUGCAUUUUCAAUCCUUUAUAGCCAGUUUGAGCAAGGUCAUGCUUCCACAAGGUUUUGAAGAGGGAUUGUAGUGCAGUGCAGUGUGCUCCAGGAUGAGYUCCAAGACACAAGGGCACUGAUUCACCUGAAGGAAAUGUGAAAACUUCCAACUAAUUUUGUCACAUAGGGGUUGUCUGACUUUCAGACCUCAGCUGAAACAUCCGUUGUAGAAAUGUCCUUCAAAAGAUGAUCUUGUAAUGUCAAUAUAUUUUUCUUCAUAAGCACACCUACCUACUAGUUUUCUACCUACUGUCUACACAGUCUGUAAGUCAGAUUAAAACCUUAGAUUCCAGAAUAGAAAAUUGAUUAAUUAAUGAAUUCCUGAAAGAUUCUUCCAUCCAAGGUAURUGCCAUAAAUCUUUUGCAUUCAGGAGCUUUCCACUACAGUUGAAUAAGGAUGCUAUUUCAUUCUCUAGUAAGCAAUUUAGGUCUCCAUGCUUCUGGAGUGUGGCAGUGAAGCAGCAGAGCUCUGUACAUGGUAGAAAUGUCCAGGCUAUCUCUUGUAUUUGCAGAAGGAGACCAAGCUCUGUAAGCUCAGGAUGGAAGAGAAAUUCUGGAGUGAAAGAUGUCCAUAAGUGGUAGUUUUUGCUGUUACAUUAAGUUUAACCAAAGAUAGGCAUUGGUUUGAUUUUGCUUCUUUUUCUGAACCAUUAGGURCUUUUCUUUGAAGUAACUUUUAUGUGUAUUUUUAGCAAAUGCUUCUAACAUGGUUAACAGUUGACAGGAUGAGGUGAACAGAAGUAGUUACCGUGCAUUUUCCUUUUUCCUCAUGAUAGGGAGUGGAAAGCAAAGAGUUUGGAGAAGGUUACUAUACAGUGUAUGAAAUGGCUGGACAGUGAAAUGUUUUUGCUGCUAGUUAACAUAUUGAGGGUUUUAUUACAAACGGAGUUGUAAUGAAGAUGUUUAUUGUCAAAGUGCAAGGCACAUAUUUUGUGAUGGUAUUCUACUCCUAAAAUUCAGUUUUGUAUUACAUUGAAUAUGGUAGAUAUUGUUCCUGCUGUCUCCCAAAUUUUGAUGUGGUAAGAAGAAACAUACUCCAUUUUUACUGAAAAAUAUC